GUUGUGUGCGCAACGAUGGGCGAGGAGAUUGAGAUUGACACUGAACGGCUAAUUUCUUUGGUGCAAGAGAGGCCUGUUUUGUGGGACAAGACAGAGGACAUAUACAAAGACAGGAAUGCUACAAAGAAUGCAUGGAAAGAAGUUUGUAUGGAACUGAAACCUGACUUUGAAGAAUUGGAGGACAGAGAGAAAAAUACAUUUGGAAAAGAUGUCAUGAAAAGGUGGACGAACGUUCGAGACUGCUACGCCAAAUUUAACAAGAAAACAAAAGAAGCAAAAAAAUCAGGAGCAGGUGCUUGCAAGGUGAAAUCUUAUAUCUACAGCAAGGAACUACAAUUUCUAUCAAAACUAUAUGAAGAACGAGACACUCAGGACAGCUUUGAUGGUCCAGGAACAUGUGAGGAAGAACAUGAUGGAGGCGCUUCUUCCGAUCCAUUACCUAGUCAAUCGUCUAGCGGAGCUAGCGACGUAGGGCGAAAACGGAGCCGCAAACUAGAUCCAUUUGAAGAGCAAAUGCUAAAGAUUAUGGAGGAUGAUGCGAAAAAUAGGCACAUGUCAUUUUUCAGAAGUGUUUUGCCAUCACUGGAGAAGUUUGACGAUGACGAAGUACUUAAAUUUCAGAUGGAUGUUCUACAGAGCAUAUCUAAAAUUAAGGAAGGAAAACUUAGGAAAACAACCACUCAUAACGUCCACAUGUUUUCUCCUUCCGGUGGUUCUCCGUAUCCGACAUUUUGGCAGCAUCAAUCCUACCCUCCCCAUACUAGUCUGCCGCCUCCUGCCCCGCAUCACCAUUCUCAAACAUCCCGGUUCCCCAAUGCAGCUCAACCCGGCCACGUUUCAGGCGACUUCCAGGGCUAUGAGCAGCAGAUGUCUUCAAGCUACGCCGACAAUGCAGUAUCACCAACUCCAACACAGUUUUCAAACGAUUCUAUAGAUUUUACAAGCUAAGAACACAUCAGUUGCAUUAACAUGUGCUACAUAUAUGUUACCCAAUAAAGUAGAUAACUCUAAAA
This is a messenger RNA of Portunus trituberculatus (swimming crab), 1013 nucleotides long. RefSeq lists its product as uncharacterized. The record is from RefSeq and is a predicted model, not a curated record. Lineage: Eukaryota; Metazoa; Arthropoda; Malacostraca; Decapoda; Portunidae. Gene Ontology annotation, biological process: regulation of transcription by RNA polymerase II. Gene Ontology annotation, cellular component: transcription regulator complex; nucleus.